GAAAAGAGAAGGGGGACAGAACUGCAAAAUCUAGUUCAUGAUGAAGCUGCUCUGCUUUGCAACAUUUCUUCUAAUGUUUUUGGCGAAAAUGGAAGCGCGACCACAAGCACCAGCUGAAAGCUCCGCACUAAAAUGCAAACCAGGUCCUAUGGAUUUAGUCUUCAUAAUUGAUAGUUCAAGAAGUGUUCGGCCAUUUGAAUUUGAAACUGUGAGGAAGUUUAUGAUUGAUAUCAUUAAUUCACUGGACGUUGGUCCAACAGCUACAAGGGUUGGAGUAGUUCAGUACUCAAGUCAAGUGCAAAAUGUUUUCUCCCUCAAAUCCUUUUUUAACAAAGCUGACAUGGAAAAAGCUAUUAAAGACAUAAUUCCUCUGGCCCAAGGAACCAUGACUGGCCUUGCCAUACAAUACGCCUCAAAUGUCGCUUUCACUGAGGAAGAAGGUGCUCGACCAUUGUCAAAAAGGAUUCCAAGAGUUGCUAUAAUUGUCACUGAUGGGAGACCACAAGAUCGUGUUGCAGAAGUAGCUGCCCAAGCACGUGAGGCUGGUAUUGAAAUCUAUGCUGUUGGUGUACAAAGAGCAGAUGUUAACUCCCUUCGAGCCAUGGCUUCCCCUAACCUUGAUGACCAUGUUUACCACGUAGAAUCAUUUGAUCUUAUUCAGCAAUUUGCAAUCAAGUUUCAGGAUGCACUAUGUGGUGUCGAUAUGUGCACUGAGAUGGACCAUGGCUGCCAGCAUAGCUGUGUUAAUGUCCCUGGAUCUUAUUAUUGUGAAUGUAAUGAAGGAUAUAAACUCAAUGCAGAUGGGAAAACAUGUUCUUUGAUAGACCUUUGUCUACAAGGCAAUCCUGGUUGUGAACAGCUCUGCGUUAGCUCCCCUGGCUCCUACUCAUGCGCUUGUAGAGCGGGAUUCAAGCUGAACAGUGAUAAAAAGACUUGCUCUAUGAUAGAUCUUUGUGCCCAAGGAAAUCACGGCUGUGAGCAACUCUGCAUUAGUUCCCUUGGUUCCUAUUCUUGUGCCUGUCGAACUGGUUUCCAACUGAACAAUGACAAAAAGACCUGCUCUAUGAUAGAUCUUUGUGCCCAAGGAAAUCACGGCUGUGAGCAACUCUGCAUUAGUUCCCUUGGUUCCUAUUCUUGUGCCUGUCGAACUGGAUUCCAACUGAACAAUGACAAAAAGACCUGCUCUAUGAUUGACUAUUGCUCGUAUGGGAACCACAGUUGCCAGCAUGAGUGUGUUGGUAUUCUGAAUGGUUACUAUUGCCGCUGCAAUGAAGACUACACAUUGCAAAAUGAUGGGAAAACUUGCUUGGCCAAUGACAUCUGCAAUGUUGUGGAUCAUGGAUGUGAAUUUAAGUGUGUCAGCACACCUGGCUCUUUCCAUUGUAUUUGCCCAGAAGGACAGGAACUUCAGGCAGAUGGGAAAUCAUGCAGCAAAUGUGGAUCAGGCAUUAUUGAUUUGGUAUUUGUAAUUGAUGGUUCCAAGAGUGUUCGACCACAGAACUUUGAACUGGUAAAGCAAUUUGUAAUAAAGAUUGUUGAUUCCUUGGAUGUUUCUGUUCAUGGAACACAUGUUGGGCUGGUUCAGUAUUCAAGUCGUGUGCGUACAGAGUUUUCUCUGGGACAAUUCAAGACUGCAAAAGAUAUUAAGAAUGCUGUGGAGAACAUACAGUACAUGGAAAAGGGAACCAUGACCGGACUAGCACUUAAACAUAUGGUAGAACAUAGUUUCUCAGAACAGGAAGGUGCAAGACACACUUCUAGAAAUAUACCAAGAAUUGGCUUGGUGUUCACCGAUGGUCGCUCUCAAGAUGAUAUUUCUGAGUGGGCAAGAAAGGCUAAGGAAGCUGGCAUUACUAUGUAUGCUGUUGGUGUUGGCAAAGCUGUUGAAGAUGAACUUAAUGAAAUUGCUUCAGAUCCUGUAAACAAGCAUUCAUUCUACACAGCAGAUUUUGGCACAAUCAAUCUUAUUGCUGAAGAUUUAAAACUCAAUAUUUGCCCAGAGGAGAUUAAAGGUGAGACUGAGUUUAAGAAUCCCUGUGACUGUGAACAUCUUGUCAGUUUUCAAUCAACCACGCUUACAACUUUGGGAAAUCUUGCGGAAAAACUAGCUCAGCUUACAGCAAGACUCGAAAAUCUGGAAAACCAGCUGGUCAGCAAAAAAUAAAGAAGUGUUGCUGAGAAUAAUUCACAUUCUAUGACUGUGUCUCUUCUAAUGUCAAGUGGUAUUGUUUUGUAAUCAAAGGAGGCGUUUGUAUAACGGUCAACUCAAAUUGUAAAGCUAUCGCAUUAUAAAUAAUUGUGAAUUGACUUGUUAUUGAAGAAAAGUGGUACAAAUAAUAUAACUUUAAAUUGAAAUUGAAACGGACAACAUUACUAUGGGGAACAUCUAGUAACAAUGUUUGAAAUGAAUGGCAAUUCAAAAUGUAUAAAUUGGUCACAGUCUGAAAUCAAAAAUUGCAAAUAGAAUUGAAAUGUUGCCAAUCAUUUUCCAGGUGUAUACUGGCAUAGCAUAUAGUUAAUAAAAAGUAUAUUUUACUGUAAUUGUUGUACAUCUAAUAAAUUAUAUGACAAAACUGAGUAAUGAACAAUGUUAUACCACACAAGUCUGAUAUUCAUUAUCCUCUAAAUCUCCAUAUGAUGUGACAACCCAUCAACAUAUAAUGUUAAAAAAUAUUUUGCAUUUUUAACUGACUUUCUUUUUUCAUAUUUUAUAAUAUAGUUCAUAACAAAAAAAAAAAACAUUUAAAGAAUGCUUCUUUGGAGCCUAAGUUAGAUUCAAGUUUUUUACUUUUAUAUAAAGUUGGCUUUUGUUCUAGAUUUCAAAGUGUGUUUUCGUAAGUUUUUAAUUCUGUGGUUUUGUAGCACUUUUUCUAUAAAUCCCAAAUGAUGAUUCUAAUGACUUUGUGUUAUGUAAAAAGCAAAACAAUCGCAAAAAUAAAUUACGACUGUCAGUGCCUUACUUACAUGUCAUAGACCCGCAACAAUGGUGCAAUAGUUUGGCUAGUGAAGAGUCAAGAAGUGUUUAGAACUAUGAAUAUAUCCUUAGUUUGCAUUAAAGGGACAUAUAUUCAAUUAGUUAAUUUGAUGAAAUUAAAAGAGGGUAUUUUAAUAUUCAUUUUACUUAAAAAAAAAAAAAAUAUACGUUCCUGUGUUUCUGUAAGCUGCUUUUUUAUUUUAUAAUCGUGAUAUCUUGUGUUCCUUUACCAAUACUGUUGAGGAAGUUUUUUUCCAUGAAAGAAAUAUUUUGAACAUGAUAAAGUUUAAGCAGCAACUUUAAAUAUAAGAUCAGUAACAAGGUAUUCCUUGGUCUGGAAACUAUUCUAACAACAAUCAUUUGCAAGGAACCAAACUGGCAAAUAAUAGUGAAAAUCAUUUCUCUAUAUUUCUGAUAGUUGAUAAAAUAUAUAAGAUUAUUAGCGUGUUCACUUUUAGUAAGAAAAUCCCUUCAUAUGUGUAAUUUAUAAUGUUAUUUCAAGAUUAGAACCCUUUCACCUACUCUAACAAUUAAAGGGACACUGAACCCAAUUUUUUCUUUUGUGAUUUAGAUAGAGCAUGACAUUUUAAGCAACAUUCUAAUUUACUCCUAUUAUCAAAUUUUCUUCAUUCUCUUGGUAUCUUUAUUUGAAAUGCAAGAAUGUAAGUUUAGAUGCCGGCCCAUUUUUGGUGAACAACCUGGGUUGUCCUUGCUGAUUGUUGGAUAAAUUCAUCCACCAAUAAAAAAAGUGCUGUCCAGAGUUCUAAAAAAAAAAAAAAAGCUUAGAUGCCUUCUUUUUCAAAUAAAGAUAGCAAGAGAACAAAGAAAAAUAUAUAAUAGGAGUAAAUUAGAAAGUUGCUUAAUUUUGCAUGCUCUAUCUGAAUUACGAAAAAAACAUUUGGGUUCAGUGUCCCUUUAAGCCCUUUUGAUCAUAAAUCAUAGUUCAGUGCCUUCUAUAAAGCAUCACAGAAUUUAUUUUUCUCCAAGUAAUGCCAGUGUCCUAUCACAAGAUCUAAGCAGUGUGUGCUAACCAAUGCAUUUUUUAACAUAAUCCCAGUUUUAAGAGACAUGCAACCCAAUUUUUUUCUUUGAUGAUUCCUAUAAAACAUACAAUUUUUAUCAAAUUUCCAAUUUAUUUAUAAUAUCAAAUGUACUUCAUUCUCUUGGUAUCCUUUGUUAUAUGAGAAACAUGGUUAGCUGGGAGCUAGCUGUGCUCAUCUGGUGAGCCAAUAACAAGAGGAAUAUAUUUGCAGCCACCAACCGGCAGCUAGCUCCCAUUAAUGUAUUGCUGAUGCUGAGACUACCUAGGCAUGGUUUUUCAACACAAAUACAAAGAAAAUUAAGCAAAUUAGAUAAUAGAAUUAAUUAGAAAGAUGUUUACUUGACUGUCCCUUUAAAGAGUCAGAGUAACCAGUAAAAUUAGUCUAUUACAACAUUUUUUUUGUUUUCCUGUGUACUGCCUAUAAAGACAUUAGCAAAGAGUUAAUUACAUGCUGCUGUCUUGUUGCUAUCAUGGUAAAAUGACAAAACAGUUGCUGCUGAGCCUUACGUAAUGUGAUAACUAAAAUGUAAAAAUACCAAUGAGUAAAUUACAGCUUGAUUUCCCAACAGAAAUCCAUUGUAACAGAAACACUCCAGUGAAUGUUCUUGUCUGUUGCAAUUCUUUGCCAACAUUCUAGUACUAGAAAGUAGCAUUCAGCAUGUUAAAGGGACACUAAACCCAAAAUUUUUCUUUCAUGAUUUAGAUAGAUAAUACAAAUUUAAACAACAAUCCAAUUUACUUAUUUUAUUUAUUUUGCUUCAUUUUUUAGAUAUCCUUAGUUGAAGAAAAAGCAAUGUACAUGGGUGAGCCAAUCACAUGAAGCUUCUAUGUGCAGCAACCAAUCAGCGGCCACUGAGCCUAUGUAGAUAUGCUUUUCAGCAAAGAAUAUUAAGAGGAUAAAACAAAUUAGAUAAUAGAAGUAAAUUAGAAAGUUGUUUAAAAUGACAUGCUCUUUCUAAAUCAUGAAAGAAAAAAAUUGGGUUUCAUGUCCCUUUAAAUACACACAGUUUUAAGUUCAUGUACUGUUAGAUUUAAUGGUAAACUGUUAGUACGUUUGAAAAGCUUUACAAGUUUGAAUCUCUGCAAAUAGGGAUGUGUUCUAGUUAGCUGUUUUCACUGCAUUAUUGAUGUAAUCCAUCUAUGCACCAUUAAGAAAGUUUCUUGCAUAAAGCAUUACAUAGAUUGUAUUUUUUUUCUACUAGGUAAUAUCAUUUGCAGAUACAAUAAUAUAUAGCCCUGACAUCCAAGUGGCCACUUUUUAUGUUCUUAAAAUAUGUUUGGUUGAUAAUAAUAUUUUGUGUGCCCACAAUAAAGAAAUAGCUGUUUA
Messenger RNA from Bombina bombina (fire-bellied toad), 5343 nucleotides. RefSeq names its product matrilin 4 (gene MATN4). The record is from RefSeq and is a predicted model, not a curated record. Lineage: Eukaryota; Metazoa; Chordata; Amphibia; Anura; Bombinatoridae. The transcript is spliced from 13 exons. Gene Ontology annotation, molecular function: calcium ion binding. Bases 38 to 2164 code for a protein of 708 amino acids.